This is a messenger RNA of Cheilinus undulatus (humphead wrasse), 9481 nucleotides long. RefSeq names its product epidermal growth factor receptor pathway substrate 8a (gene eps8a). The record is from RefSeq and is a predicted model, not a curated record. Gene Ontology annotation, biological process: positive regulation of ruffle assembly; regulation of Rho protein signal transduction; Rho protein signal transduction. The transcript has 21 exons. Gene Ontology annotation, cellular component: plasma membrane; ruffle membrane; vesicle. Lineage: Eukaryota; Metazoa; Chordata; Actinopteri; Labriformes; Labridae. Gene Ontology annotation, molecular function: actin binding. The coding region runs from base 246 to 2639 and encodes 797 amino acids.
UUCUCUUAAUUCAAAGUCAACUCUAGUUUUAUACGAGUCACAUCCCACGGGUAGCACAGCGGCUAAAACUAACUUCUGCACCCGAACAGGCGCUCAUUUUGUCGGAUAUAAAAUCCAGUAAGGAGCCAGUGAAAUCCAGCGUGGUGGGGAGAUAUCUGCGUUUAUUUGUGCCAUGUUUUUCUAACGUUACAACGGAUUAUUGGAUGAAGCCCACACCUGCAGAGGAGCGUCCACUGUGAAGCAGGAUGAACGGAUAUGAACCUCCAGCUCUCGCCUCGGGCAUCUUCGGCUCCUACAACUCCCAGAUCAAUGGCCAUGGCUCUCACUCCCCUGAGCCCCCCAACUACAAAGCCAAGUCCAGUGCCAAAGCUCUGUACGAAAAAAGAAAGCAGUUCACCAAAACAAGCAUCAACAGCCUGACGAACACGUCACAGUAUCAUGUCGAGCACCUCACCACGUUCGUGUUGGACCGUAAAGACGGGAUGAUCACCGUGGACGAUGGGAUCAGACGCCUCCGGCUGCUUGAUGCUAAAGGGAAAGUUUGGACCCAGGAGAUGUUGCUGCAGGUGGAGGAGAAGGCGGUCAGCCUCAUCGACCAGGAAACCAAGAAUGAGUUGGAGAAUUUCCCCAUCGGGACGAUCCAGCACUGCCAGGCUGUGAUGAACGCCUGCAGCUAUGACUCCAUCUUAGCUCUGGUGUGUAAAGACUCGGGCCAGACCAAACCGGACCUUCACCUGUUCCAGUGUGACGACAUCAAGGCGAAUCUGAUCCACGCUGACAUAGAAAGUGCCAUGAGCGAUGCCAAAGGAGGCAAAGUGAAGAAACGACCAGAAGCACUAAAGAUGAUUUUAAAGAGUGAUGGGAUCAUCCCCCCUCCACCCGCCGCUCCCGCCCCCGAACCUCCUGUGUCGUCCAAUCAGCUGGACGUAAAGAGUCGAGCUGCCGCCUGGUCGGCCUGGACCAAUGAGCAGCAAGACUAUGAGAAGCAGAGACAGCUGUCUUUAGAGGAAGGUCCGGUGGAGAUGACGGCUGCUCGAGUGGACCGAGAUGUGCAAAUCCUCAACCACCUCCUGGACGACAUCGAGUUCUUCAUCACCAAACUUCAGAAGGCCUCCGAGGCAUUUAAGGAGCUGAACAACAGGAAGAAGACAAAGAAGGGGAAGAAGAAAGGACCUGGAGAGGGCGUCCUGACUCUGCGUGCCAAACCUCCGGCUGAGGAAGAGUUUGUGGACUGCCUGCAGAAAUUCAAACACGCCUUCAACCAGCUGGGGAAACUGAAGGAUCACAUCCAGAACCCGAGCGCUGUCGACCUGCUUCACUUCCUGUUCACUCCUCUAAAGAUGGUGGUCCAGACGUCCGGCAGCGUGGAUCUGGCUCGGAGCGUCGUGGUUCCUCUGCUCACCAGAGAGGCCAUUGAUUUCCUGCACGGUGCAGGGACGGCGGAGGAGAGACACCUGUGGGUCGCUCUGGGAGACGGAUGGACCAAAUGCAGGCUGGAGUGGCCGAAGGAUCACUACUUCCCCCCUUGUGUUCUGAAGUUUCGGGAUGGCUGGGAGCCUCCGAUGCUCCCGGCGUCAGCUCCGUCCAGAGAGGACCUCAACCACCUUGCAGAGAGCCUCGCCAGUGCCGAGAUCCAGAGACACGAGGAGCUGAGGGCCCGCCUAAACCAGGAGCAGUCAGCCAUGCAGAUGUUCCCUCCUACGGACGGGACUUUUGAUGCCGACGGCAGAAGCCAACAAACACUGUUUGCCAAAUCUAAAUACGACUUUGUGGCGAGGAACAACACAGAGCUUUCUGUGCUCAAAGACGAGGUUGUCGAGGUUCUCGAUGACAGGAAGCAGUGGUGGAAGGUUCGUAAUGGUUGUGGGGCGUCAGGCUACGUGCCAAACAACAUCCUGGAGAUCACCAAAGCUGUUGACAUUACUGGGAGGGGAGAGCCAAUCUACAGCCACACCAUACAGAAGCAGACUUCCAGGACUGAGCUCAUCACGAGUAAACCGGUUGCAACUCCGAUGCCUCCGGCUCCCACGCCGCCUCCUCCAGCCCCGGGCAGACUCCCCACGCCGCCGCUGCCUCCUCCAGCUGCUGAGCCACCCAAGGUGGCCCCCAACAGCAACAACAGCAUCGUCAGCCGGCAGAACAGCAGCACGUCGAGCGACAACGGCAGUGUCGCCAUGAGAGAGAACAACAACCAGAAAUCUGUGCUUGCCAACCGCAGGAAAUCCAACAUGGAGGAGGUCCAGGACGAGCUGAUGCACAGACUGACUUUAGGACGCAGCGCUCAGAAGAAGUUCCAGGUUCCUUCUCGCGGCAGCAUGCCGUCAGUCAGCAUCACCUACGACUCGACGCCAGACCACGUCAAGGCAUGGUUAGAGGCCAAAGGCUUCAGUCCUGUUACCAUCACCAGCCUGGGCGUCCUGACUGGAGCUCAGCUGUUUUCCCUCAACAAAGAGGAGCUAAAGACGGUCUGUCCCGACGAUGGCGCUCGAGUCUUCAGCCAGGUCACCGUCCAGAAGGCGGCGCUGGAGAGGAGUUCAGGCUCUGAACUCCAGGAGAUCAUGAGGAGGCGGCAGGAGAAACUGGCAGCGAGCACCUGCGAUUCAGGGGUGGAGUCUUUUGACGAAGGCAGCACCCACUGAGUUUCCUUCCUCUCUCCCUCCUUUACUUUCUUAUUUUCAAACUGCAGCCCGCUGUUUUCUCGCACUCUUCAUCCUCAGGCAGCGAACACCUACGCCGAGUUUGUGAGGAUCAUGCAGCGCAGGCAGGAACUCCUCAGCUCUUCCCCGUAGGAACAUUUAAAGAGCGACACAACUGACUGUUAAUCCGACCGUUAAACAGAGUGAAUAUUCUGCCAUGCUUGCCUGAAGUUCAUGUGAACACGUCUGGGGAUCUGGGGAAGUUUAUACUUCUCUUUAUGGAGAGUUUUGUUGGUGUUUGUAAAAAGUGAAGCUCAUUUUCCAAAGCAAACCUCUCAGUAUUAAUGUCAAGAUGAUGACUGGUGGGUUUUUAGCUCCAGUUUGUGCCUCAGUUCAUAACAAUGGAGUCAAACUGCAGACUAAAAGAUUAAAACCUUAACAACACCUCCUGAUCUCUCAAAAAUGUAUAUUGUAAACUCUCUUUACAUGCAUGAAACAAACUUUCUUGCCUCUAACACUCCAAGGUUUCAACAUAACACAACUUGUAGGACAUAUUAGAUGAGUUAAAGUACAUAAAGACUGCUCCAAAACAGCUGGAUUAAAAUUAUCGCUAAAGAAGCACAUUUCUCUUCUACUGUUUUGAAUUAUAACUUGUGGUGCAUCAACAAGAGCUGGGUUAGUCUUUAAUUUUGUCCUGAAAACCUCCAAAAUUAACCAGCUUAACCUUCAGUCAUACCGGAUUUUUGUGCAAAGUUUGAAUCAGAUAUCACAAGCAAGGGAUGAACAUGAGACCCAUUAACUGUACCACUGACCUAUGACCUUGAAAAUACAGUCAGUUCCUCCUUAAGUCUUAGUAGACGAGUUUGCAAAAUUUGUGAAAAAUCCAUCAGAGUUUUUGAGAUAUUGUGUUCACAAGCAAGGAUGAACAUGAGGCCCAGUAACACUGAAAUUAGAUUUGGAGUGGGCAUUUUUGCAAUGUUUGAACAACAUUCCUUAAAGUGUUUUUGAAAUAUUGCACUCUCAAGCAUGGGAUGAACAUCAGGCCCAGCUACCUUAUUCUUAGACAUACAGCCUCCAAAAGUUAACAAGCUGAUCCUUGAGUCAGACUGGACACAUCUGCAAAGUUUGAAAACACUGUUGUGAUAUAAAGUUUAAAAGCAAGGGAUAAACCUGAGGCCCAGUAAAGUUGACUUUUGAUCUAUGACCUCCAAAGUCCAAUAAGUUGAUUCUUUACUUGGAGCAGACAUACAUGCAAAGUUCAAAGAAAAUACUUGCAAAGCAUGCGUAAGAUACUAUUUUCACCAGCAAGGCAUGAACAUGAGGCCCAGUAACCUUGAUCUUUCACUCAUGACCUUCCUUGAGUCGAAGUGGACUUUUUAAAAAGAAGCCUUGAGGUGGUGCUACCAAACAGGGGAUGAACAUGAGGCCCAAUUACCUUGUCCUUUAACAUACAACCUCCAAAACCUAACCAGUUAAUCCUAGAGUCAGAGUUUUCAAAUCUUGAAAGAAAAUCCCUAAAGGCAUUGUUGCUAUAUCACAUUUAUAUGCAGGGGAUUAACAUGAGGCCCAAUCAUCUUGAUUUUUUACCACCAAAAAGAAUUCAGUCCUUGACAUUUGAUCUACAAUAUGACUUCAGAAAACAAAUCAAUUUAUCCUUGAUUUAGAGUGGAAACUUGUGUAAAUUAAAAUAAACUCAAACCAUUAUUGAGAAAAUACAUUUAAGUAUAAGGGAUGAACAUGAGGCCCACUGACCAUAGGAUUUAACCUACAAAGUCCAAAAUCAACCAGUCCAUGCUUGAGUCAUGUUGGACAUUUGUGCAAAGUUUGAAGAAAAAUCCAUCAACGUAUUCUCGAGAUGUUGGAUUCAUAAACGUGGAAUGAACAUGAGGCCCAAUGACUUUAGACCUCAUGAAUUCUAUUAGUUGAGCCUUAAGUCAUAGUGGGCAUUAUGUAAAGUUUGAAGUAAAUUCCUUAAAGUGUUGUUGAGAUGUUGUGUUCAAAAGCAGGGAAUGAACAUGAGGCCCAGUGACCUUUAAUUUUGACGAACGACAUCCAAAAUGCCCACUCUGACUCAUUCUAAAGCCAGGACAUGUUUACAAAUUCCAAAGAAAAUCCAUCCAAGCAUUAUUAAACUAAUGCAAUCACAAACAGGAAUAAGCAUGAUGUCCCGAAAUCUAAACAAGCCAUCCUUAGCUCAGAGAGGACAUUUAUGCAAAGAUCUAAAAGAAAUAUUGAUAUAAUUAUAAGAAUCAGCAAGAUUUAUAUCCACAGAGGUACAACCCAAAAAAUGAUCCAAUCACCGCUAUGAAAGUACAAAAUAUGGAAGACAUUUUCAAACAUUAACCCAAUUAUAAAACUUAACAUAGUAUCAGUUAGUUGUUAGCAAGAUAGACAACAAAGUAUCUUGUUUCUCCAACUUUUCUCUACAGGAAAGUCUGGCUAGUAUCUUGCUCCAUCAAGAUAUUUUGCAUCAUGUAUUGUGUGCAAGAUUAAGUUCUAAAUAUCUCAUGCUUGUAAAGUAUAAUCUUGUGAGCAUGUAUCUUGCUUCUAAAAGAAAAUGCAUUAAAAGAUCAAGCUACUAUUCUUUUUGAGGUGUGACAAGAAGGAUCUUGAGGAGCCAAGUCAUCACAAAUAAUAUUUUUAUCUUGCCUCAGACUCACUCUUGUGAAACAAGAUAGUAUAAUGACAGAUAUAACCCAAAAUAUCCCGUUUUAGCCAGAUAAUACUUUGCUAAAACAAUGUAUUUAGUCCAGAUGUUUUAUAAAUGGUUGUCAAGUAUCUUGUUCCUACAAUCUUGCUACUAAAAAGAAAGAGGCACAGACUGGAGCUUUCAUUACACAGGGUGGUAAACUGUACAGAGAACAAAAGAAAAAUAAUGUUUUCUUGGGUAUAUCAAAGGUAAUGCUUUAAAAGUCACAUGAAUUUAUUGUACAAUCCAGAUUUUUGGCCCAGAGAAUUAUGACACAUGGUAAAUAAACUUUUAUUAUUCCAUAGUUAAAAAAGUUUAAAUAUCUUAAUAUAAUUACUAGAACACAUGGACUGAAGACGUUAAAUUAUGUUUUUCAUGAAAUGCAGAUAACUUAUGAUAAUGUCUAAUUAUUGAUGUGAUUUAGAUUAGUGUCAGAAUAACAGAUUUAACAUGUUACUAGAUUUGGUGAUCAGCAUUUUUGCACAUUAAAUCAUAAAAAUAGAAAUGUUUCUGUGCUGGAGGCAUGUGAAGAAUCAAAUUUCUAAACUUAUUUAGGGCUGAUGGAUAAUCUCUAAAGUAAACCUCUGAUUGUAGCGACUUUUUAAAGUCGAAUGUCGUCCAAACACUGAACUGAAUGUAUUCUGCUGACUCAGCACCCACUUAAAGUACAAAUGUAAAGAAAAUUAUGAAUGUCUUAUUCAGGCUCCGCCCACAGCUACAGGUAGCCUCAUGGGUUUACAUCACACCAGGUUUUGUUGACAUGUGUUGAUGCAAGAUGACCAGUAGAGUUGUUUUGGUCAAUCAUGUUAAAAGAUUAAUUCAGCUGGCAACACUAGACGAUUCUCAACAGUUAGAUGUGACGUACUUUUACAGCUCACAAACAUGGCAGUGAGUAUUAACAGUAUUCCAUCUUCCCGUCCAUCAUUUCCCCCAUAUAUUUUCUCAAUUUUUGUUCUCACUGCAGCACAGAACACACACCAGGAAAGCCAACAGAUGACACUGAUCACCCUCUAAAAUUAUCUGCUGAAGUCAUGUUAAACACGAGUUUGUGUGAAAUCUCCAGUAACAACUUCACAGCAUACGCGUAGUCUGGCUAAAAUGUCCCUAUGUUUCGAGUCUCCUGUGUUUUGAAAUCAGUCAAGAUUUGAGAAUUGUCGAGUGUCUAGCCAAACUGACUUAAUUUUUUUUCUUGAUAACUUCAGUUUUUAUUUAUUUCAAAUCACUUAAAAUCAUGUCAGACUCAUCACUCUGCUCAAAACGCCUCUCUGCUUUUUCCCUGUAAACGCGUUUUUUUUAAAAUUGGUUUCUUUUUAAUACUGCCUCUCUGAUUGUCAUAAAUUCAUAACAAAAGGUUAAAAACAAAAGACCAUUAAAACCCCUUAUAACUUUGUUCAAAAAUCUAAAAACUUGAGUGGAUGUACAUCCAUAUUUUACUCAGUUUUCCUUCGACAAGUUUCUAAUUUUCUUACAAUCUUGGCUCAUGUAUCUUGCGCCCUACAACCUUAAAAACUACUGAAAUUUAACAAAAACUGGAAACCAGGGUUGUUACACAGGGGUAACAAUUCAAGAUCUCCAGAGAAAAAGCCACACUGCACUGGUGUUCAUUGGAAAAGGGAGUGCAACAAAAUUACUGCAUAUAUGUCCUCUCUAGGCUUGUGUUAAACUUUCAAGUGUUGGAUAAAGUCUGCAAUGCAUUGAAUUUAUGAUUGAUUACAGUCAUUUCAUAAUUUCUUUGUUAGUGAAGUGAAAUGUGUGGGUUGAAGCUUUGUAUGUGGCAGAAAAGUGGCAAAGCAAAUGGCGAAGAGUUUUAUCUUGAUAAUAGGGCUCAACAGUUUUGUUCCAGAAGUGAAAAUCUCAUUAAUUUUCUGGGGAUUUAAUUAUCAGCCAAAUUAUCAACAAGUAUUCAAGCUAGACUUAUGAUUGUGUAUGAUCCUGUAGAAGACAAAAGUUCACAAAUGUCAACCUCGCUCUUGAAAACAUUGUUUAUUCUGAAUCUCAGUCAAAAUACUACAAUAUCGGCGCGCCGGAAGUCGAGUGGUUAAGGCGCAUGCCAUAUACGCAGGUGACCCGGGUUCGAAUCCGGCCCGUGGCACUAUUUCCUGCAUCUCUCUCCCCUGUUUCCAACUCUAUCCACUGUCCUAUUAAAAUAAAGGCCAAAAAUAAAUCUUAAAAAAAAAAAAAAAUACUACAAUAUCCACAAUCCUUGAGUGUCACUGCGAUGCCUCUGAUUGGUUGAGUCUCGGGUUACCAGGCUGUUGACAUAUUACGACAUUUAAGUGUAGAUAAAGGUGCAUUUAUGGUUUGAAAGCUUGAAAAGUUACCAUUAAUGUAUAAAUGAAUCGCAAUGGAUUAAGGGAUACGUAGUUCCAUCCUUCUUGUAAAGGAAUAUGUACACAGUCUUGUACCUUUGCCUGUUUCUCCGUUUUUGAGCAGAAUUAAAUAUUUUAGAGUACUCGGGUAUUUGAAAGCUUGGUCCAUGAACUAAAAGUUUUGUAAUGAGGAUUUAAGGAAAUGUCUAUGGGGAUUUGAAUGCCAAAACUUAACUCUGGGAAAAGUGCAGUGGACGGAAUAUUGAGCUCUAUGUGGCAAGAGUCUUGUUGGGAAUAUUUACAAUUUUCCAUAGUCAGUAAAGUUCAAGACAGCACUUAAGGAAAUCUUGACAGAUUAUCCUGUUAUCUCAGGAUUACAAACCUUUUUUUUCCAAUGAUUACGUAGUUUUUUGUCUUUCUGAUGCUUAAAAAAAUUGAAUCGUUACCACUGGGAAAUCAGUUAGUAAGUCAAGAUCAUGAGGAGGGAAAAGCAGAAAUUGCUCACCUUUGAAGGAAGGUAGAGGAAAACCGAAUUGUUAUCGCAGGCUUAACAUAGAUAAGGUAACAGGGAAAUGGCCAAAAUUUACUUGUUUUCACGUGAAAAGGAGUAAAAUGAAACGUAUGGAUGCAUAUCCUCACUGGGCUUCUGUAAAACGUUAGAGAUAAAGUCUGAUGUGCAUUAAAAUGUUUAUUUCAAUCAUUUUAGGGUGAAUUAUUGAAGUGAAACUUGGAUGAGAGUGGCUUUAAAGUGGCGAAGAGUAUCACAGCGAGCGUUUGGAAUGGUGUUGUGAUUAUUUCAAAAUUUCUCUCAUUGAAAUGGAAGUCACAGGGAUUAUCAUCCCUAAAGUUCAUGUAAACUAUAUACAUUUUUGUUCUUUCCUGUAAAUCUCGACCCAUUUGUCUUACUAGCUCAGGAUGAGAAUGCUAGUUAUCCCAUAAUAGCAUGGAAACUUGGGAAAAGGUUUGAUGUGCAAAGGAUUUAUGAAUUAUUUCAGCCAUUUGAUGUUAAUUCCUUUAGUGAAAUGCAUAGUUUGAGGCUUUGAAAGUGGCAGCAAAAUGGAAGAAAAUUGGGAAUGUUUUGCUAAUGGCAAUAAUCAGCAGAGUGAUCAGUCUGGCAUGAGUCUUGUUAUUCAAAAACGUAAUAAACUUCCCAUUGAACCGUUGUAAUACUAGUUAAUUUUACCCACUGAUGUGAAAUCUUUCUUUACUUUCUAGUUUUUUAUUAACCCAGUCUUUAUUUGUCCGUGCUGGCCGCGAACUGCCUCUGCAUUACGUUUUUUUUUUUUGUUCCCUCUUUCUCUUUUUAUUUUCAUUUCUACUAAAAUCCGCCACCAACUCUCUUUAGAAGUCAAACAUCUGUAGGCAAAAAAUCCCUUCUACACAAGCACAACUCCACCAACCACGUUUCUGGACCCAUUUCUAACCUCCAGCUGGAGAAAAUGUUAAAUAUAAAAUAGAGAUAUGUAUGUAUAUAAAUGCUUGGAUUAAAAAAUGUACAAAAAUCAGUCAGUACAUUCUUUACUCACUGUGGCAUCGAUUGUAUUGAUUAUUUUUCCUCUUAUGCACUUAAGUGUCUCGGGACAUUUUUCUUGUUAAAGAUGUGGAAAAAUAAAAGAAACUAGAGAAACAUUGUAUUUAUCACUAAUGAUUACAGCAGAGUAGAGCACUGUUAAAGACAGAUUUUUCUGUAUUUAGUGGACUGUCCAUGUACUCAAACAGUUCUAGAGCCAAUCAGAAAAAUGUUAGCAAGAAGUCACGACUAAAACGCAUUUGUAUGUGUAUAGUUUUCAUGGUGCCUUUUUCAUUAUAAAUCUGCUCAUUCUGCAAUAAAACAUUUACAGAAAUCA